AUGACAGAUUUUGGGCUAAUGAAAUAUUUUCUUGGUCUUGAGGUUAGACAGGGAAAAUCUGGAAUAUUUGUGUCCCAAGAGGCAUAUGCAAAAGACAUUCUGAAAAAGAAUAAGAUGGAAGAAUGCAACCCAGUAGCAACACCAAUGGAACUCGGAACAAAACUCUUUAGAUUUAAGGGAGGAGAUUGUACGGAUGCCAUCAAAUAUCGAAGUUUAGUCGGAAGUCUACGAUAUCUCACAUGCACAAGGCCUGACAUUGCGUAUAGUGUCGGCAUAGUAAGCCGAUUCAUGGAGGAACCGAACUACACGCAUUUGAAGGCUAUUAAAAGAAUUCUUCGAUACAUCCGAGGAACGUCGUCACUCGGGUUACUAUACUCCGAGACAAAGGAAUACAAGCUGAUCGGUUAUUCCGAUAGUGAUUGGUGUGGAGAUAUAGAUGAUCGAAAAAGUACAUCGGGAUAUGUGUUUUAUAUGGGAGACACAACUUUUACAUGGAUCUCAAAGAAGCAACCAAUAGUGACAUUGUCAACAUGUGAGGCAGAGUAUGUGGCAGCAUCCUGCAACACGAAGCAACUGAAAUACGAGUCGACAACAAAUCAGCAAUUGAGUUGGCAAGAAAUCCGGUGCACCAUGAGAGGAGCAAGCAUAUCGAUGUUCGUUUCCAUUUUAUACGGGAACAUGUGA
Molecule: messenger RNA, 684 nt
Organism: Impatiens glandulifera
Lineage: Eukaryota; Viridiplantae; Streptophyta; Magnoliopsida; Ericales; Balsaminaceae
Product: secreted RxLR effector protein 161-like
Exons: 2
Coding region: 1-684 (227 amino acids)
Source: RefSeq, a predicted model, not a curated record